GGGGGUGGAAGGUGAAUGAUGGAAAUGGAUGGGAGGAGACAUCAUUGCCCUCAAUAAAAGGGAACCUGUAGAAGCCAGAGACAUCUCCGGCACAACAUCCAGGCUCAGAGACAAGAUCACCACAGAGAUGGACAGAAAAGUUUGUGUUACUGUUCUGUUAGCCAUAUUGGCCACUGCUGCCCUCUGUAAGCCAUUGACAGAACUGCAAUCAGCACAGUAUGGACUACAGAAGAAGAGCGCUUUUCCCUCUGAAGUCAGCCGGCGGGACCUCCUGGCGUCCUUGUCCCAUGAACAGAGGCAACUGAUGAUGUCACAGCUUCUCCCUCAGCUUCUUGCAGAAAUCUCAAACGCUGAAGGCCACCUUCACCCCAUGCACGACCGGGACUAUGCUGGCUGGAUGGACUUUGGCCGCAGAAGUUCAGAAGAUCAGGUCCCAGAUUCUUAAGACCAUAUUGUUGGGGGGGGGGGGGGGGGA
Messenger RNA from Hyla sarda, 475 nucleotides. RefSeq names its product gastrin/cholecystokinin-like peptide. NCBI's taxonomy places the organism in Eukaryota, Metazoa, Chordata, Amphibia, Anura, Hylidae. Gene Ontology annotation, biological process: digestion. The transcript has 3 exons. The record is from RefSeq and is a predicted model, not a curated record. Gene Ontology annotation, molecular function: neuropeptide hormone activity. Gene Ontology annotation, cellular component: axon; extracellular region. Bases 29 to 445 code for a protein of 138 amino acids.